AUGAAUAGUGAAGAGAAUCCUCCAAAAUACACUAAUAGAGGAAUACGUCCAGAAAAUUAUAGGAAAGCGAAGCAUUGGGUCGGUGUAAGUGGCGGGAUCACGAAAGACUUCUCAAGAGCAAAAUCCGUCCUUCUUUUAGGAUGUUACAAGGCACGACUUUCUCCAGAAGCACCUUCACUGCAUCGGCAGGACAGAUCCGAGAACCGAUCUUUCUUCUUCACACUAAGGUUGUCAGCUGUGGAUAGUGUGUCAGCUAUCACGAUAGGUCUCAUCACCGUCGCAAGCGAUCAAUCCGUGUGCGAUCUUCGCGCGUGUGAUCCAAGUGCAGGCCAGAAAAAAGCGCAUCUUGACCAGAUAUGCGCAUCAUCACCUUCCACCGCGGCGCAUAAAAAGGGAAAAACGGACGACCGAACAAAGUUAUUUGACCUCUUGGUGUGUUCCUCCUGGUGUUGGAGACCUCGUGCUCUUCGAGAUCGUCCGGAACGUCUGGGACGAAAUGGAGUUCGAGAGCGGGCUGUUAGCGUGUUCACUUUUGGAAAGUGUACCGCCGAGGCGGCCGAGUUAAAAGUAAAAAUAGUCGGCGACCCCCUCCUUCGGGCUACGGCCCCUUCCCGUCGGGUCCUUUCGAAUCUCCCGCCUCUUCUUGGCGGGCCCGCGAAAAUCCCACACGUCUCUCUUGUUUGCACAGGUGACAUAUGA
Nezara viridula (southern green stink bug) is the source of this 699-nucleotide messenger RNA. The record is from the annotation of a GenBank genome assembly. NCBI's taxonomy places the organism in Eukaryota, Metazoa, Arthropoda, Insecta, Hemiptera, Pentatomidae.